Messenger RNA from Spea bombifrons (plains spadefoot toad), 1486 nucleotides. RefSeq names its product protein unc-93 homolog A-like. The coding region runs from base 1 to 1380 and encodes 459 amino acids. The transcript is spliced from 8 exons. NCBI's taxonomy places the organism in Eukaryota, Metazoa, Chordata, Amphibia, Anura, Pelobatidae. The record is from RefSeq and is a predicted model, not a curated record.
AUGGAAAUAAGUCACCUGAAGAAUAUAUUUGUAAUUGCUUUUGGAUUUUUACUUAUAUUCAUUGCUUUUGGUGGCCUCCAAACUUUGCAGAGUAGUCUAAAUCCAUAUGAAGGCAUGGGAGCCAUUUCUCUAAGUGUUAUAUAUGGAAGCCAGAUCUUUUCUUCUGUUUUCAUUACUCCAUUUGCUAUACAGAAGCUUGGAUGUAAAUUGACAAUUGUAAUCGCUAUGUGUUUUUACAUCAUCUGUACAUUGGCAAACUUCUAUCCAAAAUGGUACACUCUGAUUCCAACGUCUGUCAUGGUCGGCUUAGGUGGCAGUCCAUUCUGGACAGCAAAAUGCACCUACCUCACUCUUAGUGCAAAACAGUAUGCAGAGAAAAUGGGAAAAGUAAAGAUGCAUGUUAUAAACCAGUAUUUUGGAAUAUUUUUCCUCAUAUUUCAGUCAUCAAGAAUUUGGGGAAAUCUUAUAUCUUCGUUAAUACUGAAUUUUGCUGAAAACGAGCCAUUGAAGUAUUUGAACAACACAAACUGUGGAUCAAGUGAUUUUCUUGCCAUCCUAAUUAAGACUGGGAACACGAGCAGUUCGGAACCAAUGGCAACAAAAUCACAGCAUUUCUUAAUGUACGUAAUUUUAGGUAUAUAUACAGGAUGUGGUACUCUAGCAGUUUUGUUGGUUGCUUGUUUUCUGGAUCCAAUUGAUCUUCAACAUAAAAUGGACAAAAGUGAGCCCCCUCGAAACAUUUUUACCCAUUUCCUGGUAACAUUAAAACAUCUCCAGGAUAAACGUCAAUGGCUUUUAAUUCCUUUGACUAUGUACUCAGGAAUUGAACAAGGGUUUAUUUUGAGUGAUUAUACACAGUCAUAUGUUACCUGUUCUUUAGGAAUACAGUUUGUUGGUUAUGUGAUUAUUAUAUUUGGCGCAACAACUUCAAUUUGUUCUUACUUCUUUGGGAAGCUUUGUCAAUACGCCAGUCGGAUUAUUUUCUUUUUUUUAGCUGCAGUUAUUAACAUUAUCAGCAUAACAGCAUUAUUUUUGUGGAAGCCUCUGUCUGACCAACUAGUCGUGUUCUUUGUAUUUUCUGGAUUAUGGGGCAUUGGAGAUGCUGUGUGGCAAACACUAGUAAAUGCUCUCUACGGAACACUCUUUGAUGACAACAGAGAGGCAGCUUUUGCUAACUACCUUCUAUGGAAAUCCUUGGGAUACUUUUUAUCGUUUGGAUACAGCUCGUUUCUAAGCAUCAAUAUAAAACUAUCGAUAUUAUUGUGUAUUCUGGUAGUGGGGAUGGUACUAUAUGGCAUUGUUGAAUAUACUGAAUCCAAGAAAUCACAAUUUAGAUUACAUGAUCCUAUAGACACAAAGAAUAUAGACAUAAAUGCAUGAUGCAUUGAACAUAUAUUAUUUAAACAUGAUACAAACUGGCAUUAUGUUGUUCUUAAUGUAUGUUUAUUAGACUUUUUUAGAUUCUCACAAACCUUCAUUUGAACAA